Raphanus sativus (radish) is the source of this 2470-nucleotide messenger RNA. Its product is annotated as protein ACCUMULATION AND REPLICATION OF CHLOROPLASTS 3, chloroplastic. Gene Ontology annotation, cellular component: extrinsic component of plastid membrane; cytosol; chloroplast outer membrane. Gene Ontology annotation, biological process: chloroplast fission. The record is from RefSeq and is a predicted model, not a curated record. Gene Ontology annotation, molecular function: GTP binding. Lineage: Eukaryota; Viridiplantae; Streptophyta; Magnoliopsida; Brassicales; Brassicaceae. Bases 133 to 2352 code for a protein of 739 amino acids. The transcript has 15 exons.
UUUUACUCUUCCUUCCAGAAUAAUUUAUAUCGGGACAACUUCUCAGACAUGCCCCUGUCUCUUUGGUCGGAAUCUCUUCUUCUUCUAUCAAUCAAUCAAUCUAUGUGACCAUCCAUUUCUAAGUGAAUCGUAAUGUCGUCGAUAUCUAUGGAGCUUCUUCCCGUUUUCUCCACUCUCCGAGCACCAUUGUUCACUACUCGUAUGCCUCUCCUUCCUUCUUCCGGCCUUUCAUUUUCGUCCGUUGGUGCUGCUACAUCGCGAUUGCAAUCCACCGCUCGAAAGGCGCGUCGGGUAUGCGUGAUGUGCUUGGUCAGAGAUUCGGCUUCUGCUGCUGAGACGUCGUCGUGGGGGAGAGAAGAUGAUGGGUCUGAGUUCUUCUACAUAGAGGUUCUUGUCAUCGGUAGUCGUAAGGAGUCUAUCAUUGAUUCCUGCUUGGAUUCUCCUUUUCCUUCUCUUCCUCUCCGCUUCUGGAGUAUUAGCAGAGACAGCUCUGGAGUUUCAGUCUUACAGCAGAGGCUCACUCACGAAGAUAAUGUUUUCAAGACCAUGAAUCCAAUUGAGCUUAUACAGUCGCGUCCAAAGGCCUUCAUCCUUGUGGCUAGUGCUGGAUAUGGUUCUGACCAUGUCGAAGCUAUUAAUAUUCUUAGUGCAGUCAGAUCUGAGGGUAGCUUAGCUGUUGCUGUGCUUUUAAAGCCUUUCAGCUUUGAAGGUAGAAGGCGUCUUGAAGAGGUUAACGAAUUGGCUAAAAAACUGCAGCAUCAUACUAGUUUCUCUAUAGAUAUUGACAUUGAGAUGUUACUUCAGAAGGAUUUGGUAACUUUGGAUGAAGCGCUGAGAAAUGCAAACAAUGCUGUCUCCAAGGCAAUUAAUGCAGCCUCUGCUCUUAUAAGCGGGAUGCAUGGAAACUUUAUCGACAUGAUGCAUAAAGAUCUUAAAGAACUUGAAAGCUCACAAGUUACAACGAUUCUAGAAAGCUACAAAGAGGCAAAAGUUGGUUUUGGGGCUGGUCACAACCUUAAGACUUCUAUUUUACGAGCUAUACACGAUUGCCCUUUCUUUCGCCCUGGUAUAAAGGAUCUAAAGGCUAUUAUAUGCAUUGUGGCUAGCUCGGUAGGUCUUCAGAAGAAGGACGUGAAAACAAUUCUCCGUACUUUUCGUCAAACAAUGGAGUACACUGGAGACAUCAUAGUAUCUACUGUUCAUGAACCUGAUCUGGAGCCUAAAGUCCUCGUCACAACUUUUUUUAUUCUAAGUUGUCCAGAGGAGGAAGCAUCCAGCAAAGGCAACAUUUUUUCUGGUCUUUUUCCUUUUGUUUUGAAUAUCUUCAAGAAAUAUCGUUCACAACUCCAAAAGGAAACAAACAUUGGACUUGGAGAAGCGAGGGUUGCGAUGGAAGAUUCAGCAGACUCUUCUGAAAUGAAAACAUCAAAUCAGAGGGUUGAAGUUGACUCCGAGGAACCCCUGGAAGUUUCUGAGAGUGGUGAUAGUGAUAGAGAGGAGGAACCAUCUAGAAACAGUCGCCUGGGUCUUGGAGAUGAGAAUAUAGAAGAUUAUGGUGCUAUCCAGAGGGAGCCAAUUGCUAACUGGAGUAUGGAUCCAGGAUAUCAGAUUGAGCAGAAAAGACCAGCUGAUUCUGGAGACACCGCAGUGCUUAGCCUGAGUAUUGUCAACCUUCCCGUUGGUGUGAGACCUUCAAAGAAUUUGAACAGUAGUCUCAGCAAACCCUCUAAGAAGGGUGGUUCCAGAGAUGAAUCAUUUUUCAACUCUAAUAGCUCAACAAAAGGCUCUGGUGAUACUGCUGCAUCUACCCUGCUGUCUGAGAAAUAUGCUGACUUUACAAAGCAAAGAAACUUAUCCGCUCGAGCAGCGUCUAUGCUGGAAGCUGAAAGAGAUUCAUCAAAAAGGUGGAGUCCUAUUCAGGAGAUGCAGUACAGAGGAGGAUUGUUCAAGGGAAGAUGCCAAGGAGGCCUUCCUGAAGGAAAGGGUCGUUUGGUACUUGGAGAUGGAAGCAUAUAUGAUGGAAUGUGGCACAACGGUAAAAGAUCUGGUCUUGGAACAUUCUACUUCAAGAACGGAGACGUGUUCCAAGGCACUUGGCGAGAAGAUUUGAUACAUGGAAAGGGCUGGUUUUAUUUCCACAAAGGUGACCGGUGGUUUGCAAAUUUCUGGAAAGGAAAAGCAAGCGGGGAAGGACGGUUCUAUUCAAAGUCGGGUGAGAUAUUCUUUGGACAGUUCAAAGAUGGAUGGCGUCACGGAGACUUCCUCUGUAUAGACGUGGAUGGAACAAGAUACUCUGAAACUUGGGACGACGGUGUUCUAAUUGACCGGAAGCAAAUGGACGCCGGAGAUUGAAAUCGUCCAAGCACACCCUUUAAAAAAGUAUGUUGUAAUAUGUAUAGUGCAGAUCAGCUUUUGUCCUUUUUUCUCAGGUGUAUUAUUACAAAACUCAUAAAAGUAUUCCUUUGACUUA